Molecule: messenger RNA, 729 nt
Organism: Lactuca virosa
Lineage: Eukaryota; Viridiplantae; Streptophyta; Magnoliopsida; Asterales; Asteraceae
Source: the annotation of a GenBank genome assembly
AUGGGUGAACUUGAAGGUCGUAUUUUGGCAAGGCAACUCGGAAGGCAUAUCCGAUUGAAAUAUGCAACCGGUGUUUGCAGCCAUACCGUCUUUCAUCCCCUUUUUCUGAGCCUCGUCUCAUUGAAAAUCACUGUUAUGAUUUCCGAUUUUCAAAUUUCUGGUGUUUCUUUGUUCGUGUUUGUCUGUACUUUUGGAGCAGGGAACCAACAUAACAGUCGGUGUGCGAUUGAGGUAAGUAAUUGUUCAAUAGAGGCGAAAUUGAUGGUCUAUUUUGCCCUACUGUGGAGUUUUGAUCAUGCCUACAACCUGUUUGAUGAAAUGUUUCAACUAAUAACGCUCCAUUUAGCAGAUGUAAGUAGGUCCUUGAUUUUCAAUGUUAUGGGAUGGGAGGUUGUUGCCCUUGUGCCUAAAUGUGAAGUUGAUGGUGAAAUGGGUGAUGCACACAUGGCAAUGCGAGAGAUAAAAUAUAGUCUGAAUCAAGUAAUUUUCAAAUUUGACUUAGGUUUUGUUGGUUUGUUUUCGAUUAACUCAAAGAAAGACAAGAUGGGUAUUAUGUUGUUGUUGGAGGAAUUACUCCAACACCUCUUCGAGAAGGCAAGUCUACUACCAAUGUUGUGGCAAGAUUCUGAGAACAGAACAUUAUUAUCUAAUUUGCUCAUUAAGAAUUCUUCCCAGAGACCAAAGAUUCUUACUGUUGAAGACAACCUAAUGGUUGUAGGAUGCAAGUAA